Messenger RNA from Chanos chanos (milkfish), 2787 nucleotides. It is a transcript of the gene zfp36l1b, whose product is annotated as zinc finger protein 36, C3H type-like 1b. NCBI's taxonomy places the organism in Eukaryota, Metazoa, Chordata, Actinopteri, Gonorynchiformes, Chanidae. The transcript is spliced from 2 exons. Bases 118 to 1185 code for a protein of 355 amino acids. The record is from RefSeq and is a predicted model, not a curated record. Gene Ontology annotation, molecular function: mRNA binding; metal ion binding.
GGGGUUCUCAGCGGGGCAGAAGGAACACAAAUUCAGGAAUACACCCACUGUGCCUUAGAAGACAUUCAUUUUAAAUAGCAUUUAGUAUUUUUUUUUUAAAUUGCCCAUACUGUAAAAAUGACGGCAACCGUUGCAUUCUACGACCGUAACGACGUGGCGAACAAGAACAAUACCAUUUUGGACUAUGACACCACCGUUAGCAGGCCACACACAGCAUCUGCCCCCAGCAACCCCCCCAACCUCCCCUCUAUUGCCCCCACUGGGUCCCUGCUGGACAGGAAGACGGUGGGCGCACCUACACCCGGGGGAAUUUACCAGCGCAGACACACAGUCAGCUUCUCUAGCUCCAGAUUCCACCAGAGCCAAUUUGCCAACUCUCUCAAGAUGGAACCCUCAGCCAUAACGGAUGGUAGAGCCAACAACUAUAACAACAACAAGGAAAACCGUUUCCGCGACCGCUCAUACUCUGAAACGGGAGACCGCUUGAAACCAAGCAGCGCAUUCUACGUGGGAGCCAGUGGGAACAGCCAGGUGAACUCCAGCCGCUACAAGACAGAGCUGUGUCGGCCUUUCGAAGAGAACGGCUCGUGUAAAUAUGGCGACAAGUGUCAGUUCGCUCACGGCAUGGGAGAGUUACGCAGCCUGAGCCGACAUCCCAAGUACAAGACCGAGUUGUGCCGAACCUACCAUACCAGCGGGAUCUGCCCGUACGGGGCACGAUGCCACUUCAUCCAUAACGAAGAAGAGCGCCGAGGCCCACCCCUCUCCACCUCCAAUAAGCAGGACCGCCCUCGCCUUCAACACAGUUACAGUUUCGCCGGGUUCUCCAGCUCCGGCGGAUCCGAGGACAGCCCGAUGUCGGUCACGCCACCCCCGCUGUUCCACACGGAAAACCUCCAGAACUGGCUGGCCAACCCCUUCACGUACUCAAGCCAAGAACUUGCCAGCUUGUUUGGCCCCAGCUUGGGGGCCAACCACGCCUCAGAUGCCCCUGCUCCGCACUCCCCAACCAUCCCUUGCUUGUUCCGGUCCAUGUCUGUCUCACCUCCCACUCCUUUGGACUCUCUUUCCGACCAGGAAGGCUACCAGAGCAGCCUGGGAAGCCAGAGUGGUUCCGAGUCCCCGAUACUAGAUGCCACUCGACGCUUACCCAUCUUCAGCAGGCUGUCAGUCUCUGAAGACUAGGACUCACCUCAUCAUCACCAGCACAAAUUUGAGAAAUGGUAACCCAGGAUCCAGAGAGAAAAGAAAAAAAAAAAAAAGAGAGUGAGAGAGGGAGGGACAGCACUUGCCUUCUCAUGAUUCCCUCCUGUUCUGGCUUUGUUUACAACAGACCAAGUGGGCCAAGAAGAGCGGCAUUGCCAUUCAGUCAAAAUCGAGCGAACCAACCCUAGAUUGAUCUACUUCCUCUUUAUCUUCCCACAAAUCUCUGCGUUGAUCCUGUAAAGCUCUCAGUUUUCAGUCCCCAGUCAUCUCACCAAGAUCUGUUCAGACUGCAGACGACAUUGACAUCCAGGUAAAGCCCUUUAAAUUGGAGUGGGGCUCUUGAUAUUUCAGCAAGCAAAUAAUUAAGGAAGAAAAACAACAACAGCAACAAAAAUGAUUUUGUAGCUCAUCCUCUGGAAGACAUUCUAAAAGGACAGGCAAACUGAGACUGUAGGGAAAUUGCAAAUGGUCACAGUCCUCCCCAGCUCAGGACUGCGUGCUUCUGUAUUUAGGAUUCUGCCCUCUUGUUUCACUCUGUAGCAUUGCUCCUUAUGCUUUGGUAGCUCCGGAAGUGCCAGUUGCUCUCCUUUCUUCCUUCAUCAGUCUGUUCCACAGCUACAACUAACUCAAGAUUCAAAGCAAGAGGAGUGGGUAGCCAAAAUCCAAAGUGCCUCUUUAUUACCCUUAUGUUUGGGAGGAUCUUAUGGACUCAUGGUCACCGCUCCACAGAUCCUGUGUGAUUUAUUAUUAUUACUUUUUUUUUUUUUUUUUUUUAAACAGUCUUGCUUUCAGGCGGUCUGAAAACGAUUUGUAUUUCCUUCUGGUGCUAUAGGCGCUGUCACUAUGGAUACCAUCCCCAGGACAUGUGACCCCCACCCCCACCCCCACACUAAAAGGUUUUUGCGGACAUCGCCUGUGUGAAGUCCAGUCAUCAAAUGGUCCGACUUCCUCUUUCCCAAGACACUUAAAAUGUGACUGAUUACCCCUAGUGAAAUGCCCUUUUGACUAUUAUUAUUAUUAUUAUUAUUAUUAUUAUUAUUGUUAUUAUUAUUUAGUUAAGAAAAAACUUUCGAGCCGAAGGUUUUGCUUGUCACUGCUUAUUUAACUUAAAAAUGUAUUUAUUGCUGAUUGUAAGCAUUUUUUAUUUUGUUUUUGUAUUUAUCUGGAUAAUGAGUCAAUAGAAUAUAUUUUCUUUUAUGUUAAAUUAUGAUCUUACGUAUUAAUCAUAAGAUUGUGAAGACAUUUUUUUUUUGUUGUUAUUUUUCCACAGUUAAUAUAUUAUACUGCAAUGACAUUUUGUAACUACACUUUGAUUUCUUUUUAAAGUGAAUCUUUAAUUUAAAAACAAAAGUGCGAAUGUUUUGCAUUUUUAUUUAUUGUUCAUCCUCCCCAACGUUGGACUGCGGUUCCAGACUGACUGUCCUUUAAACCUCUCCUGAAUGGCUCCGGCCAUGUAGAAUGUACACUGUGUUGCCUUGACAACAACAGUCCUAUACCUGUGAUUUCUAUAUUGGAUUGUUUUGCCUUCCACUAUAACUGCGUAAUCUAGGCGAGAAUAAACCCCACUCAGUGCUUAUUUUA